GACAACAGCCGCUUCAGACGCUCUAAUUGGGAACAUCCCGGGACCGCGGCCUCUAGGCAGGUGUGGUGACCUGUCCNCGAUGAGGAACAACCGNGUGAGGCGCCUCAAGCGGACGAGCGNAAGCCGACGAGAUUUGACCUGCUGUGCUCGCGGCUGUCAAGUUGAGGCGCGCUCGGUCGUUCAGACGAGAAGCUGGUCAGCAAGAAGACAACAACCGCCUCUGGAUCUUGCUUUGCCUAUGAACACUGGAGCCCGGAGGUAGCUUUGCAACCUAUCAGCGAUGGAUAACUUCAGACGAGGUAUUUGCAGCGAGCCAAGAGUAUCCGCCUGCGACAAGUGCUCUGCCGGAUGCGGCCAGCCUUUCCUUUGAGGGCUUGCUCGCUCGCCGGAUCCAGCUCGUGGCUCGACAGCAACACAGCCGCUUUACCGGCAGCACUGACAAAAGCAACACCUUCUUUCCUCAGCGCUUACGUCUGCAAUGCAUAUACAUUGUCUCGCUGCUUGGCGAGUCUUCCCUCUCGUGAGGCAAACCAGAUCAUGCUCCCACGCACUCCUGUCAAAUUACAUNUUGAGCAGUCGUGGAAGACGUGCUGGCCGUCUUUGGACUGGACGCUGUCGACUACUCAUCGCUCAAAGUGCGCCGAAGAGCUAUGCGAAUAUCAAAGAGCAUCUUUCAGUCGGUUGCUGCCUCAGUCAAGGUAGCGAGCUCAGAAAGUGCUCGAAUAUCCCGUUCUCUAUCUUGGUCUUACAUCCCUUCGUAUACACAUUGGUGGUCUGACAUUGAGCUUCGCGGAUGUGGCCUAUCAUGGCCCGAGCAAUUUCAAGCAGACUGAAGAGAUGAAUCAGCUGCCAACUUGAAUAUAAAUAGCCUGCCGUUAUCGCGAGCGCUGCGUGGUUGCAACAGCAGCGGACCUAGCUCGACAAGGAUGGAGAUAAAGACGUCCAUCGUAAUCAACUCGUCCC
Messenger RNA from Mixia osmundae IAM 14324, 963 nucleotides. RefSeq lists its product as uncharacterized. The transcript is spliced from 2 exons. Bases 349 to 702 code for a protein of 117 amino acids. Lineage: Eukaryota; Fungi; Basidiomycota; Mixiomycetes; Mixiales; Mixiaceae. The record is from RefSeq and is a predicted model, not a curated record.